AUGGCAGAUAAAUAUCGCUCUGAAGUGCUUUACAACCCCGAAGAUGAUCUUCAUUAUGCAACCCUAACAGUGCGAGAUACUCUAAUUUUCGCUCUGAAGUCUCGUACCCCAGGCAAGACAUCCCGAAUCCCCGACGAGAGCCGGAAAGAUUAUCAAAACACCUACUUGACUGCUAUUGCAAAGUUGUUCUGGAUCGAACAUGCGAUGGGUACAAAAAUCGGCAACGAGCUAAUCCGAGGAAUAUCUGGCGGCGAGAAGAAACGUGUAUCCUUAGGCGAGGCCAUGGUCACAAAGGGCAGUACACAGUGCUGGGAUAACUCAACCAAAGGCCUCGACGCGAGUACGGCUUUGGAAUACGUGCAAAGCUUGAGAAGCCUAACAGACACUGCCGAAGUUUCUUCAUUGGUGGCUCUUUAUCAGGCCUCUGAAAGCCUGUUUCGUCAAUUCGACAAGGUCAUCCUUAUAGAAGAUGGCAAGUGUGCUUACUUUGGUCGUACGGAGCACGCAAAAGCCUACUUCGAGCGACUGGGCUUCGAAUGUCCUCAACGAUGGACAACACCUGAUUUUCUGACAUCUGUUAGCGAUCCAAAUGCACGGCGCAUCAAAUGUGGAUGGGAAGGGCGGAUUCCGCGUUCUGCUGAAGAUUUCCAAAGAGCAUACCGCAAAAGUGACGAUUUUAAGGCGGCUUUCGCGGAUAUUAAGGUGUUUGAAAAAGAGAUAGAGUCUCAAAGAAAAGAACGAGAAGUCGCCAGAAGCAAGAUAAAGAAAAAGAAUUACACCGUCUCACUCUACAAGCAGAUUAUGAUUCUUACCCACAGACAGUUUCUUGUCAUGAUUGGAGACAGUCAGUCUCUAGUAAUCAAAUGGGGCGUGGUCACCUUCCAGGCACUCAUUAUAGGGAGUCUGUUCUUCGACCUUCCGCAGACCAGUGAUGGUGUCUUCACGAGAGGUGGAGUGAUGUUCUUCAUCCUUCUUUUCAAUGCUCUACUUGCAAUGGCCGAGCUCACAGCAGCCUUCCAGAGUCGGCCGAUUCUAAUGAAGCAUAAAAGUUUUUGCUUUUAUCGUCCAGCAGCUUAUGCUCUGGCCCAAGUCGUGGUCGAUGUCCCACUUGUAUUUGUUCAGGUGGUGCUGUUUGAUGUGAUUGUCUACUUUAUGUCGAACCUUUCGAGGACGGCCUCUCAAUUCUUCGUCAAUUUCCUUUUUAUAUUCUUGCUCACCAUGACCAUGUACUCUUUCUUCCGGGCCCUAGGAGCGUUGGUCUCGUCACUUGAUGUUGCUACACGCCUUACUGGAGUUGCAAUUCAAGCCUUGGUUGUCUAUACAGGAUAUCUCAUCCCACCCUGGAAAAUGCACCCCUGGCUCAAGUGGUUAAUCUGGAUCAACCCCGUGCAAUACUGCUUCGAAGCAAUAAUGGCAAACGAAUUCUACAAUCUGGAUAUUCGAUGCGAGCCGCCUUCCAUUGUCCCAAUUGGUCCUAAUGCUGUGCCGGGCCACCAAAGCUGCGCAAUACAGGGCAGCACUCCGGAUUCGACAAUUGUUCGUGGUGCAAACUAUAUCCGAAGCGCUUACACAUACACUCGAUCACACCUAUGGCGGAACUUUGUCAUCGUGAUUGGAUGGUUUAUCUUCUUUGUCGCAAUGACGGUACUGGGCAUGGAAAUGCAGAAACCGAAUAAGGGCGGUAUGGCAGUUACUGUUUACAAGAGGGGCGAAGCACCAAAAGAAAUUGGGCAGACAAUUAUGGAAAAGAAGAAACCUGAAGACGAGGAAUCCGGCGAACGGGAUACUGCCAGACCCGACUCCAGGGAGAACGAGUCGGGAGAAACCAUGGAAAAGGUUGAGGGGAUUGCUGAAAAUACGUCAAUUUUCACGUGGCAAAAUGUCACUUAUACGAUACCGUUCGAAAGCGGACAGAGGAAGCUGUUGCAGAAUGUUCAGGGUUAUGUCAAGCCUGGUCGUCUUACGGCUUUAAUGGGGGCUUCUGGUUCAGGCAAAACCACUCUACUCAAUGCUUUGGCGCAACGUAUUAAUUUUGGUGUUGUUACUGGCACGUUCUUGGUGGAUGGAAAACCCCUCCCAAAAAGCUUCCAAAGAGCAACCGGCUUCGCCGAACAAAUGGACAUCCAUGAACCCACAGCAACAGUCCGCGAAUCCCUCCGCUUCUCAGCCCUCCUCCGCCAACCCAAAGACGUUCCUGUCAAAGAGAAAUACGACUACUGCGAAAAGGUCAUCGAUCUAAUGGAAAUGCGUCACAUCGCCGGUGCAACGGUUGGAUCCAUGGGUUUUGGACUAAACCAGGAACAGCGCAAAAGGCUCACCAUUGCAGUUGAGUUGGCAAGUAAGCCAGAGUUACUACUGUUCUUAGACGAACCUACAUCUGGUCUUGAUUCUUUGGCCGCUUUUAAUAUUGUCCGCUUUCUACGACGGCUAGCGGAUGCCGGACAGGCAGUUCUGUGUACAAUUCAUCAGCCGUCUGCUGUGCUUUUUGACCAGUUUGAUGAAUUACUAUUGUUAAAGGCAGGUGGUAGAGUCGUUUAUAAUGGGGAGCUGGGGCAGGAUUCCCAGAAGCUUAUUAAGUACUUCGAGAAUAAUGGUGGUAAGAAGUGUCCUCCGGAUGCGAACCCGGCAGAGUACAUGCUCGAAGUCAUCGGCGCUGGAAACCCAGACUAUAGUGGACAGGAUUGGGCUGACGUCUGGGAGAACUCUACCAAAUACAAAGAGCUGAUGGAGGAUAUCAAUCGAAUAGUUGAAACCCGCGCUGUUAAUACACAUCAGAGAAACAAAAAUGACGACAAAGAGUUCGCCAUGCCGCUCUGGACUCAGAUCAUGGCUACUACGAGGCGUGCUUUUAUUGCAUACUGGCGAACCCCGGAAUAUGCACUGGGCAAAUUCAUGCUUCACAUCUUCACCGGCCUCUUCAACACGUUCACCUUCUGGCACUUGGGAAACAGUUAUAUCGACAUGCAAUCACGGCUGUUUUCUGUUUUCAUGACGCUUACCAUCUCACCCCCAUUAAUCCAGCAACUGCAACCACGAUACCUUCAUUUCCGUGGUCUCUAUGAAUCCCGCGAAUCCAGUUCCAAAAUCUACUCCUGGAUCGCAUUCGUCGCCAGCACCAUCCUUCCCGAAAUACCCUAUUCCAUUGUCGCAGGGUCCAUCUACUUCAACUGCUGGUACUGGGGCAUCUGGUUCCCCCGCACCUCAUUUCGCACCGGCUUCACCUGGCUCCUCCUAAUGCUCUUCGAGCUCUUCUACAUCGGCUUCGGGCAAUUCAUCGCCGCCCUGUCCCCGAACGACCUCUUCGCCUCCCUCCUCGUCCCCGCCUUCUUCACCUUCGUCGUGGCUUUCUGCGGCGUCGUCGUGCCCUACCACGCGCUGCCGCAUUUCUGGCAGUCCUGGAUGUACUGGCUUACGCCGUUUCAUUAUCUGCUUGAGGCAUUUUUAAGCGUUGUUGUGCAUGAAGUUCCUAUGAGGUGUGUCGAGAGAGAGGAGAGUUGGUUUACGGUGCCGCCGGGGCAGAGUUGUGAAGGGUAUGCUGGGGGGUUUGUGCGGCAGGCUGGGGGGUAUGUUCGGGAUGCGGGGGGCUGCAAGCUUCAACGUCUUCUAUCAGCAUAA
This is a messenger RNA of Aspergillus chevalieri, 3615 nucleotides long. RefSeq names its product putative ABC transporter. Gene Ontology annotation, cellular component: membrane. Bases 1 to 3615 code for a protein of 1204 amino acids. The record is from RefSeq and is a predicted model, not a curated record. Gene Ontology annotation, biological process: transmembrane transport. Gene Ontology annotation, molecular function: ATP binding; ABC-type transporter activity; ATP hydrolysis activity. The transcript is spliced from 13 exons. Lineage: Eukaryota; Fungi; Ascomycota; Eurotiomycetes; Eurotiales; Aspergillaceae.